CCGAUCGAACGUCGUCCAUUCGAAUCGGCCCCAUUAAUAAUACCAAAAACAUUGCAAAAGCAAUUACCGUAUCGGCUGAAACCAAAGCAGAAUUUAGUGAGUAAUGAUAAAAAAAGCAAGAAAGAGGGUGACACUCUGGUCAGUAAGCAUACUGUUGUGAUGUUGGAACCGCACGAAAGCAAGGUGAAUCGUCUGAUGAAAGUAUUGGACGUCGUGAACAAGGACAGAAUUAAAACGAAUCGAAAAGUCGCUCACGAACGUCACAAGAAGCAUAAAUUGGAAGUACGAAAUGCAGAAAUGAUGCGUGAAAUCGGAAUAAAAAAAUCGAAAAAAGCGAAUUGUCGUUUGAUGUCAAAAAGAGAACAGUCGAAAGUUCGUAAAGCAAUCGACUCAACUUCGAAAUAA
Messenger RNA from Anisakis simplex (herring worm), 405 nucleotides. NCBI's taxonomy places the organism in Eukaryota, Metazoa, Nematoda, Chromadorea, Rhabditida, Anisakidae. The record is from the annotation of a GenBank genome assembly.